Molecule: messenger RNA, 731 nt
Organism: Ipomoea nil (Japanese morning glory)
Lineage: Eukaryota; Viridiplantae; Streptophyta; Magnoliopsida; Solanales; Convolvulaceae
Product: mitochondrial pyruvate carrier 1-like
Exons: 5
Coding region: 215-535 (106 amino acids)
Biological process (GO): pyruvate import into mitochondria
Cellular component (GO): mitochondrial inner membrane
Source: RefSeq, a predicted model, not a curated record
CAAUGCCCUCUCGACGGCUGCUAUCUCGCUCCGCCUUCCGCGACCACCAAACCUGACUCUGAUCUGAAAGGAACAUUUUUUUUUUUUUUUUUGUUCCUUCUAUUUCUUCUAUUCUACACAUCUUCAGCUCUCCAACCCCAUUUUGCAGCAUCUUCAGUAAUCGAUCGAUCGAUCUUAGUCAAAGUUGUGGUGGAUUCUUGAGCAGUGUGUCCUUAUGGCUUCCUUUAGAGCAUUUUUGAACAGCCCUGUUGGCCCUAAAACAACUCAUUUCUGGGGUCCUGUUGCUAACUGGGGAUUUGUUGUAGCGGGAUUAGUGGACACACAGAAGCCACCAGAAAUGAUAUCUGGAAACAUGACAUCAGCAAUGUGUGUAUAUUCUGCACUGUUCAUGAGGUUUGCAUGGAUGGUCCAGCCUCGCAACUAUCUGCUUUUGGCAUGCCAUGCCUCAAACGAGUGUGUGCAGCUCUAUCAACUAUCUCGUUGGGCAAAGGGUCAGGGGUACUUGCAGCAGAAGCAGGAGGACAAAGCCCAGUGAUGAGUGAUUCAUGCUGUAUUUCUAUUCUACAUUUAGCACACCCUUUAUUCCCAUUAACUUUUGGUGGUUUUCUCAUUUCUAUAUGCUUUUCAUAAAUUCGAACACAACUUGAAGGUCACUAUAUAAAAUUCAAGACUAUAUCUGGUGUACCACAACAUUUUGCUCUAACACAGCUCAUGAUUGUUUGAGGUUUAAA